Messenger RNA from Rotaria sp. Silwood1, 711 nucleotides. NCBI's taxonomy places the organism in Eukaryota, Metazoa, Rotifera, Eurotatoria, Philodinida, Philodinidae. The record is from the annotation of a GenBank genome assembly.
AUGCCCGCUUUCUUAUCGACCACUAAAGAUACAAUGAUUCAAUCAUUACAGCCAUCAGAAUGUUCCUUAAUGAAACUCGCUAAAGAAUUUGUUGAUUCAUUAAACUGGCCUAAAUCCUUAUUUGACGAGACACAUAAUCGAUGUUUUUGUACGGAUUGUUAUCCAUCUACAUGGGAAAAUCUUCUCUUAGCUGUUGGUAGUCAUUAUGUUAUACCACGCGGUUGGACUCGUCUUGGUCUUCAUGUUGAUCCUAUGUUUAAAGAAGAACAUAAUAUUUGGAAUAAAUGGAUUGUAACAUUUCAUGGUACAACGAAAAUAGCAGCACGUUCAAUUCUUACACAUCGUCAUUUCUAUUUACCUGGUGAUAAAUUAAUCGAUGGCACAAUAUUAGGUAUACGAGAAGGACAUAUUCCCAAUCAAAAAUUUAUUUUCACAUCGCCAACAAUUGUCUAUUCAAGUUUAUCUGUUUACAGCUCAAAGAAUUCAUUUUAUUCGCACGUAGAUCGUACUAAUUACGAAGUACAGAUGGUACUCCAAUGUCGUCAACAACCAGGUUCAUUCCAAGUACAAGGCGAAACAGUGGGAGCUCGAUCGAUACGUAUUUGCCCCUAUAUACCGAACGAAAAAAUUGAAUACUUUACCGAUAUUCGAUCUUCGAUUGUUGCCUAUGGGUUACUCGUACGAAUGAAGGCAAAAUCUGGAAUACUGUAA